Molecule: messenger RNA, 516 nt
Organism: Morchella importuna
Lineage: Eukaryota; Fungi; Ascomycota; Pezizomycetes; Pezizales; Morchellaceae
Exons: 2
Coding region: 1-516 (171 amino acids)
Source: RefSeq, a predicted model, not a curated record
AUGACUGGGGUUUACCAGCAGCGACUUCACUUUCCGCAAGCAGGAGUGGCUUCGCCGUCAGAUAGUUACACCGUGGCGGUUUGGGUGUCGACGCCGUGGACGGGGGUCCUAUGCAGUUUAUGCCGUCCUGAUGAGCUGUUCCCGCAGCACCCGCUCCCCUCCCCCUCAACUGAGACUGACGGGAGACACCUUGCACCGAUUAUUGCGCGUCAACCUAUCCCAGACAGUAACACGUUUGCAGCAGGCCUAUGGGGGUAUAUCAUCAUGGAAAAUAUAGUGUUUGGCGAGAAGGAAGCGGUUGCUGUGGAAGGCCCGCCUGAGCGAGUUGCGGUAGGCCCGGCCAACGACGAUUUCCGAAUUCGUAGGCGCGGCGCCGGGGCGCUUGAGGCGCAGAAGGAUACGGUAAAUGGGGAGUAUGAACGAGUAGAGUGUGAAAAGGAGAUAGAGUGCGGUUAUAAAAGCUGUAUCUGGGCGGGGCCAGUCGGCACCGCGGACAUACAGAGGCCCGGCGCCUAA